UUCUCAGCUGUAACUACUUGCAAGCGGAAUUCAGCUGAUUAUUCUGCCUGUUUAAAACGCGCUUUAGAGGAAGCAUGGCCACGAUUUAUUCAAGGACUUCCAGAAUAUGAUUUUCCAUCUUUGGAUCCAGUAUUGAUCAAACAUGGAAAAAUUUUUUUAACUGCAAACGAGCUACAUGGAGAAGUAACUGGAUCAAAUAUCACUGCUAUCGGUUUAGCAAAGACUCGUUUUUUUGAUGUAAGAACGCAUUUUCUUGAUGAUGUCUUUCGUUUAGAACUUGAUACGCAAGUACCAAAGGUGUUUGGAAAAGGUGCUGUGAAAAUGGAUGGUGCUGUGAAUGUAUUCAGAAUUCUUGGCAAUGGUCACUUUAACGUAACCGCGACAGAUAUUAGAGGAACGUGGACUUUCAUAGGACAUGUAGUAAACGAUACAUGGAUUGUAGAACAUUUUCUUUUCCUUCCAACGGUUGGAAGCUUGAAAAUAUAUUUUGACCUUUUGGCAGAACAAAGUAAAGAACUUAAUGAUCUUGUCGUAAGUUUCGUAAACGAGUACUGGCCGCCGUUAUAUCGAAUCGCAUUACCAAUAAUGGCUGAUUUUUGGGACCCAUGGUUGGUUAAAAACAUUGCCAAUAAAUUCUUCUCCAAAGUUUCCUUCUCAGAAUUAUUCCCAUAAAACUCAUAUUUAUUAUACUAAUUGUAAGUGCAAAUUCCUUUUAAAAUUAAAAACACAUUUAUUUUAAAAGUAA
Messenger RNA from Temnothorax curvispinosus, 745 nucleotides. RefSeq lists its product as uncharacterized. The transcript is spliced from 4 exons. The annotation marks the transcript as partial. Lineage: Eukaryota; Metazoa; Arthropoda; Insecta; Hymenoptera; Formicidae. The record is from RefSeq and is a predicted model, not a curated record.